AUGUCUAAUACGACAACAUUAUCGUCAACUUCUUCAUUAGUUCUUAAUGAAGAAAUGGAUCAUAUAAUAACACUUUGUUCACAUAUUUCUCAAGUGGCUUCUCGUAUACGACUUACGCAUCUUUCAAAUAUUUCCUUUUCUUCAAAAUAUAUUAAAUCCUAUCAUCAUGAAUUAUUAUCAAUGGCUGAAAAUGUUGAAGGUUCUGCCGUUUUACUUGAAUCAUUAUUAGCUGUUGAAAAACGAAAACCUAUUUCUAUUCAAACAAAAAAAUCAAGAUAUCAUUAUACUCGAGAAGAAUUAUUAAAAUUACGUCAACAUGUUACACCAAGUUUAUCUACUCAGAUUAAAAAUACAUUAAAUGAUGUCAUUGAACGUGAAUGUAAUCAGUCAAAUAAACUGGGUAUAUAUUCUUCCAGAAAUAUUCGGACAAUUUUACUUUGA
Messenger RNA from Rotaria sordida, 441 nucleotides. NCBI's taxonomy places the organism in Eukaryota, Metazoa, Rotifera, Eurotatoria, Philodinida, Philodinidae. The record is from the annotation of a GenBank genome assembly.